UGUCACAUUGCUAGACCCGCCACACAUACCUCACAACACUGAUGACUCUGGUCCAGUGGGGUGGUUUGCAUGGCUUUCUGCCCCUCCUGUCUUGUUACCAUGGAAGUUGGCCCUGCUAGGAGGGACCAAGCCAAUAGUAUUCUGUAGUUAGUGGGGAAAUAUCGAGUCGCUCUCAUGAUCAGUUCGCUGAAUAAGGACCCUAGGAGCCCCUGGGGAAGGUCAUUGUCACAUUCUUAUACUAAAAACUACUGUUUACUGAGUACUUCCUAUGUGCUGGGUUCCCUGCUAAAUGCUCACAUGUAUUAUUUUAAUACAACCCGCCACUACUACGUCUUUGUUACAGAACGGGAAAGCAGAGGUACAAAGACUGAACAAUUAGACCCAUGAUCCCAGCGAAUCGUUGCUAAAACAGAGUUGAACCCUAUCACUGUGCUUUGUGCUCUGCUGUCCCUCAGGGUGGAAGUGACAUUUGGUAUAAGAGAUAAGGAGAAUGUCUUCCAUUCUCUAUUAUUUAUUUAUGUGUAUAAAUGUUUUGCCUGCACAUACAUCUGUGCACCAUGUGAAUGCAAUGUCCAUGAAAGCAAGAAGAGAGAGGGCAUCGGAUCCCCUGGAACUGGAGUUACAGACUGUUGUGCGCUAUCAUGCGGUGAUGGGAAUUGAACCCAGUUCCUCUGGAAGAAGAGUCCAUGAUAUUCACCAGCAAACACCCACUCCCACUGUUGCUCUGCCUGUGUGACUUUGGGCAAGUCACUUCAUCUUGUUUUUCAAAUACAAGAAACACCCCAAUUGGAUCAACUAUGCAUGAAAGCAUGUUUUUGGUAAGAGCAGACUUAGUUUUCAUUAACACUGAAGAGACCACUGCCUGCUUCCACAAACAGAAACACCUAGUCAGGGCUGUAUCAUACUUACACCCUGUUCUGCUGCACAGCCAACCCUAGGCUCUCUUCUAACAGGAGCUUGAACAUACCAGCUGCAGGCUGCUGCUACCUGAGCCAGAAUCCCCUAGUCGUGGCCAGUUCUCCCUGCAUGCCCGUAUGUCCAGAUAGCCAUCGCAGGAAGGGUGGCCUGGAGAUUAUCAGAUUCACCCUGCACCUGUAACACUCAGCAUUUUUUACUGGGCCUUUUGUGUUCUUAACUCUGUCUACAUUCAUAUAUUUUUCAGGGGAUACUAGGAAAAAACGGAUGGUCACAGAGCCUCCCUCAGUCUUGGGGUGAAGCAGAUUGCUAGGAGGACAUUGUAUAGAUCUAAAACAGACCAGGGUCCUGACUGCAAGGCAAAGAUGAGAGACUCUGAAAUAGAAAUGCCAGGCAGAGGCACAGAGUGCUGAGAAUUGGGAAGGGUUUCAUGGAGAUGUGGACUCUGAGCCCUUCCUGAAGGGUGAGGAGGAAGGCAUGGUGUGGGUCAGCGGGUCAGCAGGUCAGCGGGUCAGGGGGCUGAAAGGGCAUUCUGAACUACAGACAGAGCCUUGAGCAGGCCCUUGUUUGUGUAUCUCUCCACUUGCUGCUCUCCUGUGCUUUGUUCUGAAUAAAGUAUCUUGUUACUAUUAAAAAACAAAAAACAAAAAACUAAGGGCUAUGUGGGUUGGAGAAAAGAGAUAGGAGAGGAGCCCUGAUGGAGUCAGACUCAUGCUGGUGAGGGUUCAGGAUUACCAGUUGUGACACUUGCUGGCUGCGUGACACUGAAAGUCACAUAAUAACUCUGACCUUCCAUUUCCUUGAACCUGGAGAGUUUGAACUAGAUGCUUUGCAAGUCUUUCCUGCUCCAUUAUUCUGGUAUUUUGUGGUGUUGGAGAAAGAGAAGCAGUCAGAGCCAUAAAGGAAAGUUUGGGCAACUUUCUGCCAUCUAUCAGUUAGGCCUUCGAACUCUCCUGUUGAACACCCAUGGCCUUGUAGGACAGGAGUGUGAAGCAAGGCGACCCUGUGUCUGUGAUAAAGACAGAGCCACUCUGCAAUCGUGUCUGAGUGCACGCAAAAGCAUUACCUCAUUCAAUCAGUAGAAAUCAUUUCCUCGGCCUGGUUUCCAGUCAGUUCCAGCCCCAGCCUCACUCUUGCUUGCCUUCCAUCAAGACAAGAGCUAUCAAGAUUGAUUGACAGCUGCUUCUGACAGCCUGCAAAGGCCAGCUUCUGUAAACCCUCCCACAAAUCCCCUAGCACAAGCCCAGUCCUUUAUCCUAUGCAUCCCGAAUGUCUAGGACUCUAUUUGUAGAAACAACAUAUCUCCAUUUCAAUGAGUUGGACUCCCAGGCAAGCCCUUCUAGAACCUUCUUCAUGUGGUCCUCCUCUGCCAUGAGUAAGAUCCUAAGGUACAGUGCAUGGCUGACUGUGCUGGCCGAAGCUGGCUGUGCCAGGCUGUGCAUCCCUUCAUUUCUCACCUCUCGUCCGAUCCUGUUCCCCACCCAUCCAGGCAGGGCCAUUUGAAGGACACCGAUUGCUCUCCCCAGUUCUCUCCAAAGGGACCCUGCUCUGCACCUCAGGGUAUUACUAAGAAGAAAACGAGGAAGAGAAACACAGGAGUGAGAGGAUUCUCUCCCCUGUCUGUAGUCACGGCUUAUUUCUUAUGUGUUUACUCUCCUUCCCCUGCCACUACCCAGUUUUAGGUCAUGCCUGGGCUGCUUGAUAAGUAGCAUUUCUACUUACCAGUCAAGCCACAGCAAACAAACUAUCCCUUUAGGUCAUUUCACUGGAAGGCAACCGGUAUACUACAGAACUGGCUCUCUGGGCAAUCUCUAAGGGGUAAGCUCUGUGCUGUGCUGGUGAGUCAGAACCACAGCUUGAUUUCCCUCUUCUAGCUGAAGGUUUUCCAGUGAUAGGGUCGGGGAGGUCCCAUCUCAGGCCUCUACUCUGUUCUGUUCCUGUCAAUAGCUCAGCUCCCGGUACCUGGAGUCAGAUGACAGCCAGCAGAAAGAGCUGAUGUCUAUCCCUAACCACAGUCAGACCCUCACAUUCAUUCCUCCUACUGAGAAUCCUGGUAAGCUCCUUUUAAGUGGCACAAGGCGCAGCCAUUGACAGAACUGGGUUGUCUGGGGAAUGGAAAGAGUAAAGAGUUUGUGCCCAGCUGCAUGCAGGUCUCCUCAGACUUUCCUGUAAGGUGCCAAAUUGUAAACAUUUUAGACUUGGUGGACAAAUCAGCCUUUGCUGUAACUAGUCAAACUACCCUUGCGAAACAAAAACAACACCAUAGGCGUCAUGUUCAGAAGCUGGGCAGCAUGCUUGUAUCUCAAUGGAAAGUGCAUUUACACAAACAAGCCACCCGUGAGCCAAACCGAGUCCUGGUCUAAUGAAAUCAACAUAAAGUGACCCAAAACUAGGAAAGGACACACUGACCUUUGUACUGGACUUUUAGACAACCUACAGAGAGAUUAGAAGACUUAGAAUCCAUUUGGAAACUUCUGGAAGAAAAGAGGGAUGGGGAAAGCAAGAUCGAGACGAUCAAAUCUUAUUUUAAAGGGGAGGGGAAUCAAACAGCUGUCGGCAAGGCUUCUAAGUAACAAGGCCACCUUGUGACUCAGGAAGGCUGGUCAUCUGUACUGAAGCUGGGCCAGUUGUGACCAGAAACUGUGCCUCACAGAGGCCAGGUGCAGGCAAGGCAGAGAGACAGAGAGCACUAGGUAAACACAGACCACAGACUGCUAGCAGGUAGCCCUGGAAGGGCCCUAAGAAGGACUCCUGGGAGACCAGAAAAGGCAGGGAGUGAUGGACAGGGCUUUGCAAAAGGGACUUCUAAAAGCCCUACUUAGAGUCUCGGGCCAUCCUAUUUGGGACCAGUGGAUACAUUGUGAAGAAAAAAAAAUGUAGUCAUUUUGCAUAUCUGAGAAAGGAACUUAAUAGUGAGAUUCAAGUUACAAGUAGAUCUCAUGAGACUUCUUCUGGGAAAGGGUGGAGGAACGUGACAACCCCACAGAAAACAUCUCGGGCAGCCUCUACAUGAUGUCACUUCUCAGGACUCGAGGACCAGCCACCCUACACCUCUACUACAGAGAAGGCAGAAAUGGAGACCCAAAGGCCAUCACUCCUGCUCUGUCACUAACCACUCUGUAAUCAUGUCUCCCCACCAGAAGGUGUGAACCGCACCAGGGCCGUGGAGUUCUCGGGCUCCCAAUCCACUGACACCUUUACCUGUCCCCUGAAGAGAAGGCAACGCUAUGGCAUCGUACAGCUGCUGUUUGGCCCUCUUGGCUCUUGCCUGGCACUCCUCUGCCUAUGGGCCUGACCAGCGAGCCCAAAAGAAGGGGGACAUUAUCCUAGGAGGUCUCUUUCCUAUCCAUUUUGGAGUAGCAGCCAAAGAUCAAGAUCUGAAGUCAAGACCAGAGUCUGUGGAGUGCAUUAGGUAUAACUUCCGUGGAUUCCGAUGGUUACAAGCCAUGAUAUUCGCCAUAGAGGAGAUAAACAGCAGCCCCUCCCUUCUUCCCAACAUGACACUGGGAUAUAGGAUAUUUGACACCUGUAACACCGUCUCCAAGGCGCUGGAAGCCACCUUGAGUUUUGUUGCCCAGAACAAAAUCGAUUCUUUGAACCUGGACGAGUUCUGCAACUGCUCUGAGCACAUCCCUUCGACCAUUGCCGUGGUGGGAGCCACCGGCUCCGGUGUCUCCACGGCGGUAGCCAACCUGCUGGGACUUUUCUACAUCCCCCAGGUGAGCUACGCCUCCUCCAGCAGGCUCCUCAGCAAUAAGAACCAGUACAAAUCCUUCCUCCGCACCAUUCCCAAUGACGAACACCAGGCAACCGCGAUGGCCGACAUCAUCGAGUACUUCCGCUGGAACUGGGUGGGCACAAUUGCAGCUGAUGACGACUAUGGCAGACCUGGCAUUGAGAAGUUCCGAGAGGAAGCCGAAGAGAGGGAUAUCUGCAUUGAUUUUAGCGAGCUCAUCUCCCAGUACUCUGACGAGGAAGAGAUCCAGCAGGUGGUCGAAGUGAUCCAAAACUCUACGGCCAAGGUCAUUGUCGUUUUCUCCAGCGGCCCGGACCUAGAACCUCUCAUCAAGGAGAUUGUGCGGCGUAACAUCACAGGCAGGAUCUGGCUGGCUAGCGAGGCCUGGGCCAGUUCCUCGCUGAUUGCUAUGCCUGAGUAUUUCCAUGUAGUCGGGGGCACCAUUGGGUUCGGUCUGAAGGCUGGGCAGAUUCCAGGCUUCCGAGAAUUCCUACAGAAAGUUCAUCCUAGGAAGUCUGUCCACAAUGGUUUUGCCAAAGAGUUUUGGGAAGAAACUUUUAAUUGCCACCUCCAAGAAGGCGCAAAAGGACCUUUACCUGUGGACACCUUCGUGAGAAGUCACGAAGAAGGUGGCAACAGGUUACUCAAUAGCUCUACUGCCUUCCGACCCCUCUGCACAGGGGAUGAGAACAUCAACAGUGUGGAGACCCCUUACAUGGAUUACGAACAUUUACGGAUAUCCUACAAUGUGUACUUAGCCGUCUACUCCAUUGCGCAUGCCCUACAAGAUAUAUACACCUGCUUACCCGGAAGAGGGCUUUUCACCAACGGGUCCUGUGCAGACAUCAAGAAGGUUGAGGCCUGGCAGGUCUUGAAGCACCUACGGCACCUGAACUUCACCAACAACAUGGGGGAGCAGGUGACCUUCGAUGAGUGUGGUGAUCUGGUGGGGAACUAUUCUAUCAUCAACUGGCACCUCUCCCCAGAGGACGGCUCCAUUGUGUUCAAGGAAGUUGGGUACUACAAUGUGUAUGCCAAGAAGGGAGAAAGACUCUUCAUCAAUGAGGAGAAGAUCUUGUGGAGUGGGUUCUCCAGAGAGGUGCCUUUCUCCAAUUGCAGCCGGGACUGUCAGGCAGGGACCAGGAAGGGGAUCAUCGAGGGAGAGCCCACCUGCUGCUUUGAGUGUGUGGAGUGUCCUGAUGGAGAGUACAGUGGAGAGACAGAUGCGAGUGCCUGUGACAAGUGCCCGGAUGACUUCUGGUCCAAUGAGAACCACACUUCUUGCAUUGCCAAGGAGAUUGAGUUUCUGGCGUGGACCGAGCCCUUUGGAAUCGCUCUCACUCUCUUUGCGGUGCUGGGCAUUUUCCUGACCGCCUUUGUGCUGGGUGUCUUCAUCAAGUUCCGAAACACACCUAUCGUCAAGGCCACCAACCGAGAACUGUCCUACCUCCUGCUCUUCUCCCUACUCUGCUGCUUCUCCAGCUCCUUGUUCUUCAUUGGGGAGCCCCAGGACUGGACGUGCCGCCUGCGACAGCCUGCUUUCGGCAUCAGCUUUGUGCUCUGUAUCUCGUGCAUCUUGGUGAAGACCAAUCGCGUCCUCCUGGUAUUUGAAGCCAAGAUACCCACCAGCUUCCACCGGAAGUGGUGGGGGCUCAACCUGCAGUUCCUGCUGGUUUUCCUCUGCACCUUCAUGCAGAUCCUCAUCUGCAUCAUCUGGCUCUACACGGCGCCCCCCUCUAGCUACCGCAACCAUGAGCUGGAAGACGAAAUCAUCUUCAUCACGUGCCAUGAGGGCUCACUCAUGGCACUUGGCUCCCUGAUCGGCUAUACCUGCCUGCUGGCUGCCAUCUGCUUCUUCUUUGCCUUCAAGUCCAGGAAGUUACCAGAGAACUUCAACGAAGCCAAGUUCAUUACCUUCAGCAUGCUCAUCUUCUUCAUCGUCUGGAUCUCCUUCAUUCCAGCCUAUGCCAGCACCUACGGCAAGUUUGUCUCUGCCGUAGAGGUGAUCGCCAUUUUGGCAGCCAGCUUUGGCUUACUAGCCUGCAUCUUCUUCAACAAGGUCUACAUUAUCCUCUUCAAGCCUUCCCGGAACACCAUUGAGGAAGUCCGCUCCAGCACCGCAGCACAUGCUUUCAAAGUAGCAGCCCGCGCCACUCUACGCCGUCCCAACAUCUCCCGGAAGCGGUCCAGCAGCCUUGGAGGCUCCACCGGCUCCAUUCCCUCCUCCUCCAUCAGCAGCAAAAGCAACAGCGAAGACCGGUUCCCGCAGCCAGAGAGGCAGAAGCAACAGCAACCGCUGUCCCUGACCCAGCAAGAACAGCAGCAGCAGCCCCUGACCCUCCACCCACAGCAACAGCAGCAGCCACAGCAGCCGAGAUGCAAACAGAAGGUCAUCUUCGGCAGUGGUACGGUCACCUUCUCUCUGAGUUUUGACGAGCCUCAGAAGAAUGCCAUGGCCCACAGGAACUCCAUGCGUCAGAACUCCCUGGAGGCCCAGAGGAGCAACGACACCUUGGGCAGACACCAGGCCCUGCUUCCCCUACAGUGUGCAGAUGCGGACUCAGAAAUGACCAUUCAGGAAACGGGCCUGCAAGGGCCCAUGGUGGGGGACCACCAGCCAGAAAUGGAAAGCUCAGAUGAAAUGUCCCCAGCGCUGGUCAUGUCCACCUCUCGGAGCUUCGUCAUUAGUGGUGGAGGUAGCUCUGUGACGGAAAACGUAUUACACUCCUAAUGGAGGGAAAGGCUAUCCAGUUGAGAGGUUUUCUUAGAGCCCUGAGCAAAAGGAUGGGUCCUUCCUUUCUUCCCAGGAAGCCAGGGAGAGUAGGUACGUCAAAGCCUGUACUCAGUUGCACUGCUUUGAAUGACAGUGAACUGACUGGUGUGCUCUUUAGAGUUAAAAGAAGAGCCAUGUUUUGGGGUCGUUUUCCAGAGCUCAGUAUCACACCUGGGUUUGCUGAAGUCUUUUCCUCUGCUCUAUCCACCAUCAGUUCAGACGAAAGCAAGGCUCUAAGCUACCCAUCUGCUUCCCUCAAAAAAAAAAAAAAAAAAAAAAAAUGCUUGCAUCCAGAAAUGCCUGCCCCAAGAUACAGAAAACAUAUCUAUGGAUAGCAUGAUCUGAAACACAGUCCAGAUACAGACCGAUGGGACAUCACAUCUGCCACCACGAGAGUUGAGUCUGAAAGCCAGAUAGUCACCGAGACUGCCUAUCACAUUGACAGUGGACAGAACUGUACAUGUUCAAAGCGUCAGGCAGAUGUGUCCUCUCCUAUGUAUAAAGACCUUAAGAGGUGUGGUCUUUUUUUUAUCCUCCCUGCUGCUGCUAUUGUGUGACAUCUAUUCCAUCUGCGUCCUUCCUGUGGCAUCAUGUCUGGAUGUGUCCAGAAUCUAAAGGCAAUGCCACAAUUAGGUCUCAGGAUCAUAGCAUCACCUCUAAGCACUAGGAAAGGACUGACUAAAUUCAAUGAGCUGUAACUAAUAUUGCUGUACAUAGCUUAAUCCUUAAGAAAAUGCUUUUGUUGCAAUGGUCCAUGGGCGGUUAUAAACUGAAAAAUGUCGCAGUCUGGAUUCUAUAAGGCAGUAUUAUUGAGUUCUGUUCCCGUUCCCAUCCUGUGCCUGGUGAGCCGAGCCCAUGCAGUCCCUAUCAAGACCCCAUAGCUACAAUCACGCCCCAUGCCCCAUCCCUGAACUACGGGCUUUAUGAAGCCAAAUCCAGACCUGGCUCUUUGGAGAAUGAGCUCCCAGAAGAAAGGGUGGUUCCCAUUGAAUGCCACGGUUCCCUCGGCAGUGAAAUUAAACGUGCUCACUGCCCACUGCUAGGAACUCAGACUCCGGACAACAGAGACCAAGGUUCAGGCUCUGGCUUGGUCACUGGCAAGAUGGGUGGUUAUAAGGUAGAAACCACAGCCUCUUUAAGCCCCAGCUCCCUAGAGUGUAAAGUAGGGAGUUACAGUUCUUUCCCCAUGGAGCUCUCAGAUGAGUUAAGUAGGCAUGCGUGCACAGUGUCUAACACACAUUACACAUUUAGUGUUAGUAAAUAUGAUUAGUGAUAUAGUGACUACUAGUUUCCACUUGUUUAGACUAUGCCAUACCCUGGGCCAUGAUACCAAAGGGCUUCAUGAUAAGGGAUCUGUCUCUGGGGUGGCCCUCUUUGAAGGUCACGGUACUUCAGGAGGUGGGACUUCGUAGGACAUCAUUCAGUCAUGGGGGGGGUAUGCCUUUGAAGGGAGUUAUAGGAUUCUCGCCCCAUUCUCUUUCUCUUCUAUUUCCUGGCCACAAGAUAAAUGGUUUUCUCUGACACAAGUUGACACAUCAUUGCCGUCUAGCACCCCACCAGAAAUGCAAAUCAAUGGCCCCUCCUGUGCGUAGACCAGAACCUUCAAAAAACAAAGCAUCAGGAUUAACCUUUCCUCUCUCUAAUUAUCUGAAGCAUUUUAUUACAGUGAGAGAAAGCUGACUAAUUCAAAAUAUAAAGCAAAAAUCUUAUUAAGCAUCCAGAUUUUAAUGUCUAACCCACUGAUCACAAGAACUUUCUUCAGACUAAGUCAAGGUGUCCGCAGGGGCCAAAUCCUACCCCUGACAAACCCAGGGUUUUGCCUAUGGGGAAACCACUUCCAGCACUGUCACUGGUUAACAGUUUCUCAGAGCAGAGCCCACUGAGCCGAACCACCCUGAUGCCAAGAGCAAGCCAUAAAAGGUAAAUUCACCAGUGGUCUAAGAUUGACAGUCCAUGGUGAGUCUUCCUCUGACCACUUCCUUCUGAGGAUUUUUAAGGUAACGGUUGGCAUUAUGACCAUGAAGACGAUGAUGAACUGCCACAAGACUGUGCAGUAGAGAACAGGUCCUGUCACAGAACACAAAACUGUCCCCAUGAGCCACCAACACUCCAGCCUGAAAGGGUGCAGCCUGUCAGAGCCUACUGCCUUCUGUCGUUAGCCUCUGAGCAAGGCACCGUGCUGAAUGAGGAUUUAUUUUUAGCAUUUCACUUGGCCCUUAAAUAAACAAAUAAAGUAACAAAAUCGAAGACAGAUAUUUAAUGACUUUUCCAAAAACAUGUCACAAAACUGUGUAGAAAUAACUUCAGUAAAAUGUCACGCAUUCAUCCUUACUAGUCUGACUUCAGUACACUCCACCCCUUCUUCUGCAAAUAAUCUCCUCAUCCCACAACUUAAAAGAAAAAGAAAAAUCAGGAUCAGCAAGGAAAACAUUGCAUUAAGUGUUCAUUUUGCCAGAGGCUUGCACAUCAAGUAAUGUCUUUGAACACCCUCUUCAAAAAGGUAGAUAGGAAUUCUCAUUAUGUCUCUAUAGCAACCUAACAUUUAUCUCAAAUUCCUAUUCCGCCCGCAGCCUAAGCUAUAGUUAAGUCAAAUUAGGGGAUUUCCCUGGAAAUCCAGAGUUUUCUGAUUCACAUUAUAUUUUUAGGUUAUCAGGUCAGUAGCUGUUGGGAGGUUCUCUUAGUGUUACUGAAGCCAUCUUGUCUGGCUUUCGGUAAUUGUAUCUUCAUGCUGGCUUUCUGCAACGUAUCUGUGGCAGUCUACUUUUUGUUACUGUAACGGGAUAACCAAGCAGGCUAACUCUAUAGAGAAAAGAGGUUUAUUUAACUCACAUUUAUGCCGGCUCAAGGCCAAGACCAUAAAUCACCUUUGGUCACCACAAUGGCAGGAAAACAUUGGAAGGGAGGGAAUCACACCUCAAAAUAGGAAGUAAGUGGGUGAUACAGGAGUCAGCUUUACUCUUAGAGCAGCUUAAUCUUGACGUGCUGGGGUCCCCAUGAUAACUACUUAAAUUCCUCUAAAAGCAGAUGUCUCAUUGACCUAAAGUCCUUCCCCAAGGUUCCAACUCUCGGUAUGACCACAGUAGGGUUAAGCUCCUAACACAUGGACCCCCUCGGAAAUCAUAUCUAAACUACGAAAACAUCAUAUCCCCAUCCUAGUCCCCACAGUGGGAUCUGUGGUGGUUUCCAUGGAUGAAUCACUGUCUCAGAUGACUGGCCCUUCCUAGGCCUGGAAGCUCUCUCAGCUCCCUCCAAGCCCAUCCUAGGGACCAGGAAACUCUAUGAGCUCUCUCAGCGGUUACCCCUUACUGCUGCUGCCCAAUCACACUUCCUGUACAUUAGGGUCUGCAGAGCACAUGCGAGUGAGCAAAGGGGUAAAAUACCGGCAAACCUGUGUGGACCUGUGCGGUAAACAGAAGAACAUUCAGUCAAAGAUGCUGACAGUCGUGCCCCCAGAGCCUGUGAUUAUGUAAGAGUAUCGAUGGUCCAGGUUGCUUGUUAAAUUAAGAUUCCUUCCAAUCACCCAUGAGGUAAGAAACCACAGAAACAUCAGUGUCAGGUGGCACAAUGUGAGGAGAUUCCGCAGACCAUCCAUCCCCCACUGCUUGGUGUGUGGAAGGAAAGGAGAGGUAAAGGGACGCAGGUUGUGUCUAGAGACUGGACAAAGUAAGAAUACUGGUUUUCCCUGGGAGUCUCCAGGAAGGUGUGCAGAGCUAGAGUGCCUCGGUUUCAGCCCGGUGAAACCCUUGGAGGACUUCUGACCUCCAGAACUGUAAGAUAAUAAAUUUGUGUUGUUUUAA
Molecule: messenger RNA, 11221 nt
Organism: Rattus norvegicus (Norway rat)
Lineage: Eukaryota; Metazoa; Chordata; Mammalia; Rodentia; Muridae
Gene: Casr
Product: calcium-sensing receptor
Biological process (GO): phospholipase C-activating G protein-coupled receptor signaling pathway; regulation of presynaptic membrane potential; positive regulation of NLRP3 inflammasome complex assembly
Cellular component (GO): membrane; plasma membrane; glutamatergic synapse
Molecular function (GO): protein homodimerization activity; calcium ion binding; amino acid binding
Source: RefSeq, a predicted model, not a curated record